This is a messenger RNA of Bactrocera dorsalis (oriental fruit fly), 5109 nucleotides long. RefSeq names its product AN1-type zinc finger protein 6 (gene drn). NCBI's taxonomy places the organism in Eukaryota, Metazoa, Arthropoda, Insecta, Diptera, Tephritidae. The transcript is spliced from 4 exons. The record is from RefSeq and is a predicted model, not a curated record. Gene Ontology annotation, molecular function: DNA binding; zinc ion binding. The coding region runs from base 553 to 2088 and encodes 511 amino acids.
GUAGCUUCUUGGAGAGAAAAAAUACGUAUGCAAAGUUUCAGUCUCGUGAAAAGCUCUAUAAACUACACCAACGGAAGCUGAGAAAAGUGUAAAUUAGUGUAAAUUUAAAUAAGAAUUCUCGUAUAAAUAUUCAAAAGCAAUCCCUUAAUUGCGAUAUCGCACUUGUGCUUGCGUUGAAAUGAAAAUUUUAAUGAAAUAAACGUUUUCUGUGAAUUUUAAAUCGCUUGUUAAGUAAAUUUUCAGUUUUCCAACUUCAAAAAAAUUUUAAAAUCACAUAAAUUUAAAAAAAUACAUAAGUAAAUACCAUAAACAACAACCGAAAUCCGACGUAUGUCUAUUAAAUUUGUUCACGCGGCCGAAGUAGUAGUGCGGAUUGUAUAAAAUGGCUUUUUAAUAAUGAAAAUUUACUUUCGACCAAAAUUGUUUAAUUUGAAAAUUAACGCAAAUCUUUCGGCACCGCUUUUUCGACGCCUAACAACACAUUCCCUAAUUUCCAAUUGCACCGCAAGUUAAGUAAAUCCAUUCAAAAUCAAGCCAACAAAAGCGAAAACUAUGUCCGCCGCCAAAAUGAAGACUGCACCGAGUGCGGCCACAACCGCCACCACAGACGCCAAUGAGCGUAUACGCAAGCAACAGCAACAACAACAGCAGCAAGAUGAUAAGAUUGCUAAUAACUUUGCAACGUCGUCGGCGGCGGCGGCUACAGCCACGUCUGAUGCCACAGUUGCAAGCACCUCCAACACGGCGGCAGCGGCCACCACAUUGCGCGGUGCACGCCGAAAUCACACUAGAAAAUUACGCUCUGCCAGCGGCGAUGAUAUCAAACGCCAAACAACAACAACAGCGAAACGCAAACGUCAUGUAAAUUUCAGUUCACCAAAUACCAAGUCCAAAAUACGUCUAACAACAGCCAAAACCAAGUCACAAACCAAUGCCGCGAGUGCAAAAGACACGGUUGGCAGCCAGUUGCCCACAGUGGAAACGUCCAAGUCGAUAUUGAAGGUGAAGCAUGUUACGGUGCUGAAACGUAAAGCGGGCACAAAUAAAGUCACUAAGAAACUCAAGAAAGUACCACAAGGCGCGCAAGCUGAAUACGAAGCGGCCGAGCUGUCCAAAUUGCAGCAGCAAUUUGCUACCAAACUGCCAGAGACACCAAGCGCACCCGCGUCCACACCAAAUGAGCUCUCAGUAGAACGCUCGAAUGCACCUACAACAAGCUCUAGCGAAAAUGUGCAAGGUGCCAGCAAACGCCGCAGCAGCGGCAAACGUUUGCUCAAGCGACGCCACAGUGGCGGUACGAAGCAUGUGACCGGCGUUGGCAUCGUUGAAUCGGGUUCAGUAAACGUGCCACCGGUGCGUCGCUUCAGUCCUGUACACGACAAAACGGCGCUUAAUACGCAUGCCUCCAAAGUUUAUGAUGGCGCUGAAAUGUUUGCUGACAAUAACUUGAAAUCCUACGAAACUAUACCAACUACUAGCAACAAUAUAACGGUAGCUAUGGUCAAAGAAACGCAUAAUGCCAAGCCGAAGAAUACAAACAGUGAAGAAGCGCCAGCAGCAGCAACAACAAAUGACGCAACAGCUAGUAAUACGGUUGUCACUAACGUAGCUGCUGUCGAUGUCGACAACAGUGGUGUUGUUGGUGGCGGUGGUAGUGCACCAAUAGCGGAGGAGUUGCAAAAUUCAUUGACACCGCCGUCGGUUGUGCCAAUCGCCGAACCCAUUUCUACGGCUCCCUCAACUAGUAAUAAUAAUUCGUCUAAAAAAGGGAAAAUAAACGAAGAAAGCGCAGCUAAGACUAGCACCGAAGCUGCUGCCGUUGCCGGUCCAUCAACAUCCUCCCAAACAGCCGAAGAUGAUAAAGACAAGGAGGAAGACAAAGAUGCAAAAAAGAAAAAGAAUCGUUGCGCUGAAUGCCGCAAGAAAGUUGGUCUUACAGGUUUUCAGUGCCGAUGUGGUGGACUCUACUGCGCUGUCCAUAGAUACAGCGACAAACACGACUGCACAUUUAACUAUCGGGAACAUGGGGCCCAAGAAAUUCGACGCAAUAAUCCUGUGGUAGUUGGCGAAAAAAUACAAAAAAUUUGAACUUUUGUGCCAUCAACUUUAUAAUAUAAAUAUAUAUAUAUAAAUAUAAAUAUUAAAUAUAUACAUAAAAAUUAAAUAUAAAUAAUAAUGAUAAUAUAAUUAAUAACUAUAUAUAUAAUAAUAAUUAAUAUAAACAACAACACUACAAAUGAAAUGAAAACAAAAUGCCGAAAAGAAAACAUAAAAGAACUCAGCUAAGAAAGUAUAGUUUAUAGUGCAAAGAGGAUAGCGAAAAUUAAAAAAAGCAAAGAGAAAAAGAGCUACACUUUCACACUCCAUAAAGAUACACAGGCACACGCAGAAACACACACACCUACAAACAUGUCGAAGAAAAGACUAGUACCACCACCAACACACGGGGCAAAGGCGAAACUUGCCUGCAAAAACGACAGAUAGUUGCAACGCCCGCCCCAACGGCAAUGCCAACGGCGCGCACGCCCAACGCCAAAUACGACGAAUGUAUGCUGGAACAUACUGACAAACUUGCAUAAAUAGCACCGCCAAAUGUAGUAAAUACUUGAAAGCAGGCGUCUAAUGUUUGGCCAGCAGCAGCGCGGGCGUGUGCCGCCACGUCUCUGCCAAUACACGCUCCAACCACUCAGCGCAAGGUGAAUCACCACAAGCAGCUGAGACGGCAGUGCAGUGUGGAAGCAGCGUAGCGGUUGCCUGGAGCGAACACCUCCACCUCUAUUAAUAUGACUAUAUCUCGCAGCGCUUCGGAUUCAAAGCGUGCAGUGGAGCAGCAGCACAGCGCACGAACAACUCGGCGCGCACUUCCAGCAGCCGCACACCUGAGCAGCACUGAUGAUGAUGAAGGCGUUUACGCAGAUGUAACAAAACAACUUAUUUCCAAGCACUUUCCAGGCCAGCGGCAACUCUGCAAACACACAGCACAGCAACAACACAUGGCGCAUACAUAUGUACAGACCAACAACCCAACCCCCCAUGCGACACACGAGCGAGAGCGUACACAUGUCUUCACCGAGAGCUCUAUAGGAAGCUGGUUGCUUUUUGGCUGCGUUUAGCGUUUAAGCUACUAUAUAUUUCAAAAUUCAUACAGUUAUCACAACAAAAAGAAAUUAAAAUUUACUUAGAGAACAAACAUCAACAAACACACACACACAAACUUGGCAAACCAAACAAUAAGAAAACUAUAGAACUUUAUUAAUACUAAUUUCAAUUACAGCAAAAAAAAAUAAGUAAAUACAAACGAAGCAAAUAACAAAAACAAAAUAUUAAUUAUUAUUAAUACUAUUACUAUUACAUUAUAUUAUUAUUAAUAACAACAACACAAGCGAGACAGAAAAUGAGCUAAAAACAAGUAACAAGUAAAAAAUAAGAAAAGAAAAAAAUUGCAAAAAAAAAAAUGAAAAAAAUCAUAAAAUAACAAAAAAAAGUACUUUUACCUAGUUUACUAUUAAAAAUUGCGUGCAGGAGUAAACAACAUAUUUUAAUUAAAAACUAAAAACAAAAAACUUAGUGUAUAGUGCAGUAAAAGAAACGGUAAACGAAAGGAAAAUAAGUAAAUAUUAAUAAUAAAGUUAAAAAAAAAAAACAAAAAAAAACUAUAAAUAAAUGGAAGAUCGAAGCUGAAGAAGUAAGCGUAAUCAUAAAUGAGAGUAAAUGCAAAUGGAUUAAUUUAAUUUAAUAAAAUAUACAUAUUACCUACAUAUAUAUAUAUAUAAUGAUAAUACAUAGAUGAGUGGGCGCAAGCGAUAAAAGUUAUAUUUUAACUGACUUAGCAAUAUAAGAUUAUCUACUAUCUCACCACGGUUCGUUCUAUACAAAAAAAGAAAAACACAAAAAAUCUAAAAAAAAAAAUUAAAACGUUUACUUCCUUUUGUUGAUUUUGCCCAUUACUUUUCCAGUAUGAUUUUAUUUGAGUUUACUUUUUUUUAGUUAUAUUUCUUUUACUUUAAGCGUUAUUUAGUUUCUUCCCUCAAACUAUGAUAAUAAUAUUAAUAUUAAUUACCCCUCUUGCUUGUUUCAUAUGCUGUAAAUCGAUUGGAAAACGUAACAAAGAAACAAAGCAGAAACUUAGCAAAAACACCGUAAAACUGCAAUUUUAUUGUUGAAGUAGAAGUCGAUUUUACAUUUUUAGUUAAUCUUGAAGUAACUCGUAAUUAAUUAUUAAUAAAAAAAUAUACAUUUUGAAAAAUUGCAAUUUGUUUAUCGAAUGUUGUGUCUGCCGCCGGCGCAGCGCUCUGUGACAGUGCGCCAGUGUGGUAGGCCUAGCAAAGCUAAAAACGCAAAUAUAACAAAAACAAAUAUAUGAGAUAAUCAAAAAAGCUUCAAAAAUGGUGCGCACUGACGGGGGAGUACGUGUUGCUGCAAAUUUGUUAGCCGCUUAUUGCAUUAGACUAGCAACUGUAAGCCUGAAAAGUAGCCAACAACAAUGCGAAAAAAAGAACAAUAACAAACCACACUUGUGCAUUGUCUACUUUUCGGCGCUGCACAUUUUAUGUAAUUUUCUAGCAUUAUAUAAGUAUGUAUAUGUUUUUUGGAAUCGACUCUCUCCCCCUUCACCCUAGUUGCUUAGUUUGUUUUCACAUACAUUUUUCUUCGCUUAAUUUUAGUUAAUGUAAAAUAUUUAGUGAAUUGCAGUUGACGUCAUAUAUUGUAUAUGUAGUUUUAUAAGUUGAUUAGUUGUGGUGAAGUAAUAAAUACAUAAAUAUAUUAAAAAAAAAUUAAAACCAAUUGUUUUUGUCGCCUUUAUUUCCCCUUAUGUAUGUAUGGUAUGUCUUUUGGCUUAGCGAAAAAUAAUAGCAGUGUUGCUUAGACUUAAACUAAAGACAACAACAACUUCGUACAUUGGUUAAUUGCAGUGCAGCAAUAAGUAACAGUAAAUGCAAGCUGCUGCGUAAAAGUGAAACAAUGAACUCUAUUAAUUUAAUUGUAUGAAGGCGAGAAAUAAAUGCGUAAAUUGAAAUGAAUAAAAUUUAAUUGAUAAACAACCUAACACCAAUCACUGUAAUUAUUUGAUGAUGAAUAAAUGAAUGAAAGAAUUAUAAUAAAAAUCUA